CGGGUCUACUGCCGGAUAGACUUUGACAAGCUCUACGUGAAGAAGUGCCUGGGCUGCUCGGAGCGCAUCGCCCCCGAGGAGCUGGUGAUGCGCGCGCUGGACAGCGUCUUCCACGUGCGCUGCUUCGUGUGCGUCGUGUGCGGCGCGCGCCUGCAGAAGGGCGACCAGUUCGUCAUCAAGCAGGGACAGCUCUUCUGCCGGCCCGACUACGAGAAGGAGGUCGAGAUGCUGCAGGGGUACGCCCAGGGAGAGUUCCCGUGCGACGAGCUGGUGCCGCCGCGCGCGCAGGACGGCCGCCGCGGGCCCAAGAGGCCGCGCACCAUCCUCACCACGCAGCAGCGGAGGGCCUUCAAGGCGAGCUUCGAGGUCAGCCCCAAGCCGUGCCGCAAGGUGCGCGAGGCGCUCGCCAAGGAGACGGGCCUCAGCGUGCGCAUCGUGCAGGUGUGGUUCCAAAACCAAAGAGCGAAGAUGAAGAAGAUCCAGAAGAAGGCGCGCCAGGAGGGGAAGCCCGGCUCUGGGAAGGAGGACGACCUGCUGGACGACAAGAGCAAGGCGCGCAUCAAGGAGGAAGAGCACAGCCCGUCGGGGGCGGGCUCGUUCCUGAAUGCUGACAGCUGCGGCAGCGACACGGAGGCGAGCCACCAGCCGCACGUCCACCCCCAGGCGCAGCCGCUCUUCCUGCCGCCGCAGGGCCUCAACCCCAUCGACAGGCUCUACUCGAUGCACACGUCCUACUUCUGCGGCGAGGAGGCCGCCAUGGCCGAGCAGUAGCCGCCGCCGACCGCUCAACGGAGCCCUGGGGCUGUCUUCACAACUUUUCACGACCUGUGCCGACGUGUCAAGGCGUGCAAAUCGCGGGACAAGUUGCUCAGUGUUAGUCUGGAGGACAGUCGAGUGAGACACACACACGCAAGAGUACGUAGCACGAUGUCAAACACGUUCCAAACAAAUAACUGGCCGUGCUAUUCGGCAAAGUCUUUGAACUGUUUGUCGGUAUUGACGAUUCUUGACGAACUACAGUUGUUAUAGUCGUUUCUACUACACGCUCUUGAAUCUACAGUGGUGCUGAACCGUUCAUCUCCGACACUCCCCUACAACGAGCUUGUUGCAUUACUUUCUUGGUAGGCAGGCUCUAACUUCGCUACCUCAUACAGAUAAUCUUCUAAGCAAGUAGAUGCAGUUCACAGAGUAACAGUCAGUGGUCUCCCAUGCGUCGCACUUCCUCCAGCUUCAUUUUCAACUACGUAGAACGGUUUGAGAAGCUGUUCGA
Molecule: messenger RNA, 1270 nt
Organism: Schistocerca nitens (vagrant locust)
Lineage: Eukaryota; Metazoa; Arthropoda; Insecta; Orthoptera; Acrididae
Product: LIM homeobox transcription factor 1-beta
Exons: 7
Biological process (GO): neuron differentiation; regulation of transcription by RNA polymerase II
Cellular component (GO): nucleus
Molecular function (GO): DNA-binding transcription factor activity, RNA polymerase II-specific; RNA polymerase II transcription regulatory region sequence-specific DNA binding
Source: RefSeq, a predicted model, not a curated record